AUGUGAUGUCUCAUUCAGGAGGAAAGAGAAGGUGUAACUCUAAGAGGUCACACGAGGCUGCUUUUAACAGUCAGUCUUCGACGGAUCAUUCUACUGAUUCGAAUGGCUCUUCUUCAUCGACCCCUCCUGUUCAGCCCAAGCAAGUUUCCUUGAAAUCAAAAUAUACCUCAACUAGUCUUAAAAGAAUUCAGAAGGAGUAUGCUGAUUUGAUGGCUGAUCCCCCCCCUAACUGCAGCGCUUUUCCAAAAGGUGACAACUUGUAUGAAUGGGUUUCUACAAUUUUGGGUCCACCUGGUUCUGCUUACGAGGGUGGAAUAUUCUUUCUUGAUAUUCAUUUUUCUUCCGAAUAUCCAUUUAAGCCUCCCAAAGUUACAUUUAAAACUCGCAUAUAUCAUUGUAAUAUAAAUAGUCAAGGAGUAAUUUGCUUGGAUAUCCUUAAGACAAAUUAA
Messenger RNA from Protopolystoma xenopodis, 449 nucleotides. Lineage: Eukaryota; Metazoa; Platyhelminthes; Monogenea; Polystomatidea; Polystomatidae. The record is from the annotation of a GenBank genome assembly.